AUGGGACGCAUCUUCUUGGACCACAUUGGUGGAAGUCGCCUCUUUUCCUGUGCCAACUGUGACACUAUCCUGACAAACCGGGCCGAGCUUAUCUCCACACGCUUCACUGGAGCCACCGGUCGAGCUUUUCUUUUCAACAAGGUGGUGAAUCUGCAGCACAGUGACGUGCAAGACCGAGUCAUGUUGACGGGGAGACACAUGGUGCGCGACGUCAGCUGCAAGAACUGCAACAGUAAGCUGGGCUGGAUGUACGAGUUCGCCACCGAGGAGAGCCAGCGCUACAAGGAGGGUCGGGUCAUCCUGGAGCGGGCGCUGGUCAGGGAGAGCGAAGGCAUCGAGCCCGUUCCGGCUGACAGUUCCUGA
Messenger RNA from Menidia menidia (Atlantic silverside), 363 nucleotides. The record is from the annotation of a GenBank genome assembly. NCBI's taxonomy places the organism in Eukaryota, Metazoa, Chordata, Actinopteri, Atheriniformes, Atherinopsidae.